CUUGGCGCUGUUACUAUGGCAGCUGCUCAGUCUGAUCCGCAGUCGCUGCAUCUCUCCGUCGGUGUUUUGGGGAUCUCAGCCGGUUCUUUGCUGCUUCUGGUCGAGGACUAUGGCAGCUCCCCUGGCAAACACCUCAUCCCUAGCACUGCUCUGGGGAUUGAGCUUCUCAUUAUCGCUGCCCUACUGGCCUACGCAGGAGUGCGUCGGAUUUUGUCCCAAAGCUCUCUCUAUGCCUAUUUGUGUCUGACGGUGUCCGCCCUGUGGUGUGGCUCAGGGCUGAUUCAUAUACUUUUAGGGGAAAAUAUAAUCACCACUGAACAUGAGCUGAGAAAUGCGAUGGUGCCAGGGCUCGCCGCUUUUACUUUAGCCUUGCUUGUCAUUUCUUUAGUGGCUGUCGUGCAGAGGGAGAUUGUCCUUUCCUUCAUUGCCCUAAGCAUAUGUUUGGCAUGUGCCCAUCAGAUUGCCGGCCUAGCUAACUUAAGCUUUGGCCAGUCAGCCACUGCUGCCUGCUACCUUUUGGUCUGUUUUGUGACUGCUUACUUUGGGAGUGGACGCUUGUUGUCCUACAUAACCCGUGGUAAGAUUCAACCACCAGGGACACAUCUGCAGAGUAAAAUCAGCUUGAAGGCAGCUCAGGGUCAAGAGGCUGAUGACGUAGUUGCAGUGGGUUUGGUGAUGAACUUGUUGUCAGCCUGCGUGCUGGCUUGUCCCCUGCUUGGCGUGGUCCCUCAGCUCUUCUCAGGCCUUGUUCCUUGGCUGUGGACAGCUGGGGUCUUCCAGCUGGGUGUCUGUGUUCUCUCCUACAGAGCCCUGGACACCCUGGCCGCCACCUUCUAUGGCUUUACAGCCAUACUGAAGUUUUCUGAGGGGUAUAGCGCACUAGUGAGAGACCUAACAAACCAAGAACCCUAUUCCCCAGUACCCUUCCCUACUGUUUUCUCAGUGCUCUUUUUUGUCCUGGCUUUGUUUAGUUGUCACAGAAGUUUACUCGAUGGCCUCUAUCAGCUUUUCUUCGUAGCAUACUGUAUAGCGAUCGCUGCCCAACCCAGAGGCUUUUUCCAGGGAGGCACACAAGGUGUCCAAGCAGCUAUAUUUGUGGCAACUGCCCUUAUGCUUCUAGUGACCCUCUAUAAUAAGGCAUCUUUAAAGAAGUUUCCCACAGGUGAUGGUCUGCUCAAGAACUUUCUGAGUCGCAGUGGUAAAUUCAUGCUACGAACCCAGGACAAAGAUCUGCAUGCCCCCUAUUUGGGCUACUCCAAGUACGCAGAUGCUGAGGUGUUGGGCCAUGGCUGUAGUGUUCUGGCGGCUUUUGCCAUCACUGCUAGCACAACCAGCCAGGAUCCCUUGGCGGUUUUGAUUUUGCCGUGGGCUGUGGUGUCAGGUGGUCUGCUGCAGCUACUCUGUGGCUCAGUGGCCUUUGCACGAGGUAAGACUCUGGAGAGCACAGCCUUCAUACUCUAUGGUGUCAUGUGGACAGUUUGGGGUCUGACGCGUUUUGGUGGCCUCUACGGUGAUGUCCGUGGGUUCCACGUAGCAGUGGGAAUCAUCAGCUUCAUGCUUUUCAAUGUUCUAGUGACAGCGGGAGCCCUGUUCCUAAAUAAGGUGUGGUUUGUCUAUGCAUUAUCGUUUGAGCUCAUUCUCAUUAGCUUCUUGCUGGACGCAGUUGGAUCACUGCCAUAUGGCUAUGACAUCGGUGUCACCAUCAUCUUUGGGUUGGUCAGUUUCUAUUUUUUCCUGGCCAACUUAUUCAACUGCACCUUCCAGACUCCACAGCUUCCGUUUGGUGAUCCUCUGAUCAAGCUGAGUGGGUUUGGUGGUGGCAGGGACAGCUGUCCUCAUCUUCCUGCAAGGAAAGCCACAUCUGUGCAGCAGAUUGCAGAGAUUAUGAAGAAUGGAGGAAUAUGCGGAAUGCCCACUGACACAGUCUAUGUGCUGGUGGCAGCUUGCAAUCGGCCAGAGGCUGUCGAGAAAGCUUACAAGGUGAAGAAGCAGGCUCAGGAGCGUCCCAUGUCAUUAUGGAUUUCCUCCAUUCGGCAGUUACAACCAGUCAGACAACAGAUCAAUCCACUGCUCUGGGACUUCAUGGAGGCUGCUUGGCCCUCGUCCAUCAGCAUGGUCAUUCCUAGAGCCCCGUGGAUGGAGUUCUUUGGUUUGGCUGAUUCAUCAAAAUAUAUUGGCACCCCGCAAAGCAUAGCUAUCAGAAAUCCUGACUGCACCGUUGCGACCCACCUUAUUAGCUUGGUCGGCCCGAUCGCUGUUACAUCAGCCAACCCGACAGGUGAAGCAGACACAACCCAUCAUAACCAGGUGUACGCCAAGCUGGGUGAUAAGGUCGACGGAGUGCUAUGUGAUGGACCUUCACCAGAAAACAUUGCCUCUACUGUUGUGGACUGUACUAAGAUUGAUAAUGGCCAAAUUGGCUUUUUCAGGGUUGGGCUUAUACCUAAAUCAAAGGUCCUGCAAAUCUUUGAGGAGAUUCAGAGAAAACAGCAGCGCGGACAUGUGAACAGCGGCUUCGAGGGAGACAUCACUGCUCCUGAAAUAGAAUCAACCCUACAACUCACAGAUCUUGAAACGGACUCAGACCUAAGCCGGCCAACCUCUACAGGGUCGCUGAACUCGCUGGACCUCAUCCGACAUGGCAGUGAGGAGUACGAGGAUGAAUCCUUGUAAAUGCUGCCGAACAGUCACCAUGAUAACAGCAUUUUAGCUUGUAGAUUGUUUAGAACAUGAUGCGUACAUUAAAAUCACAACGAAUGGUUUGGGAAAUGAAGAAAUCGCAGUAAUAAAAGUGGCCAAUUUUAUAAGAAAACAUUUUUUAAAGUAUUUUUUUAUAUUACACAGUAAUGUGAGAGAAUGAAGACAUUUAUCUGGGCAGGAAGCGUCGACCCCUUUGGAAUAAAUACAAAUGAACAAUUUAAUAAUACAUUGUGAUUAGAUGUGUAUCCAUGUAUUAGAUCUCUCUUCGCCAAUUUACAGUCACCAUCCAACACGUAUUUAUCUGGUCACACCUCAGUAAAUUAAUGAAAUCAAAUAUUAGAAUAUGACGUCCAUAAAACAUCCACUGUGCUGAAUUUACAUUAUUAUUAUUAUUAUUAUUAUUGUUGUUGUUUUUGUUGUUAUUAUUAUUAUUCCAUACAUCAAUGGUGAGAAAAAGGUAUAGAAACCAUUAAAGGUUUCUGUUGGUUCCUG
Messenger RNA from Pygocentrus nattereri (red-bellied piranha), 3192 nucleotides. RefSeq lists its product as uncharacterized. Gene Ontology annotation, cellular component: cytoplasm. NCBI's taxonomy places the organism in Eukaryota, Metazoa, Chordata, Actinopteri, Characiformes, Serrasalmidae. The record is from RefSeq and is a predicted model, not a curated record. The transcript is spliced from 9 exons. Bases 16 to 2673 code for a protein of 885 amino acids. Gene Ontology annotation, biological process: regulation of translational fidelity. Gene Ontology annotation, molecular function: double-stranded RNA binding; nucleotidyltransferase activity; tRNA binding.